Messenger RNA from Plasmodium adleri (nom. inval.), 5538 nucleotides. RefSeq names its product conserved Plasmodium protein, unknown function. The record is from RefSeq and is a predicted model, not a curated record. The coding region runs from base 1 to 5538 and encodes 1845 amino acids. Gene Ontology annotation, molecular function: histone binding. Gene Ontology annotation, cellular component: condensed chromosome, centromeric region. Gene Ontology annotation, biological process: mitotic chromosome condensation; meiotic chromosome condensation. Lineage: Eukaryota; Apicomplexa; Aconoidasida; Haemosporida; Plasmodiidae. The transcript is spliced from 2 exons.
AUGCUGCAAGGAAGGAUUAAAAAGUUUAAGGUCCCAGUUGACAACAGUAUUGAUAAUUUUAUAAAAGAUAUAAAUAUAAAGAAGAAUGAAUAUAUAUAUGCAUGUGAUUUAGUCGAUGAUGAUAAUAUAAAUUUGACAGGUGAGAGUGUGAUAAGUUUAUUUGAUUACAUAAAUGAGAGUUAUAGUAAUGUAUUAUUAUUAUUAUGUCAAGAAGGUUUUGAUAGUAUAUUAAAUUAUAUGCGUGGAUAUAAUAAUUUAAGUGAUACAGAUAAUGAGAAGAUAUUUGGAUGUUUAACUAUAUUAAUUGAAAAAGGUGUGGAUAUAUUUAAGAAUUAUUAUAAGUGUUUAGAGAAGUGUAAUAAGAAAGAUGAAUUUUAUAAUGAUGCUGAAAAGAUGGAUAUAAUAAUAAAUGAAAAUAAUAGUAUUAUGAAUAUGAUAAUAGAAUGUUUAGAAUCUAAUUAUAAAGAAUAUUGUAUAAAUGAAAAGAAAAGGAAAUUAUCAUAUUUUGAAAUUAAAGAAAUAAUAAUAUCAUUUUUUAAUGCUUUAACAUUUAUAUAUAUAAAUAUAUUUAAUUCAUAUUUUAAUUCAAAUUUUUCAAAACAACCGAAUAAUGAGAUUAUAAUAAAUGUUCAAAGAGGUAGAAAAAAACAGAAAAGAGAUAAUGAUGAAGAGAAUAAUAUACCUUUAAAAAAUAUAAAUAGUUUAUUAAAUAAUAUUAUUUUAUUAGUUAGUAAUAUCAAUUUUGAUUUAUUAUAUGAUAAUAUAAAUAUAUCUAUCUUAGAUAUAUAUUUACAUUUUUUUUUAAACCUAUAUACAUUAAGUCAAGAGAAUGCAACAGCAUUUAAUAUGAACAGUAUGUAUCAUGAGGAGGUAUCUAUUAUUAUAGGGAAUCUAUUAAAAUUGUAUAUAAAGAAGGAUGACAAAAAGUUUAUUGAAUCUACUGAGAAGACUGUUAAAAUGCCUAGUAAUAUUUUAAAUCAUAUGGGAUAUAAUAAGGAAACAAAUAAGGUUGUUGAUAAUAAGAAAAAGAGGAAAAAGAGUAAACAUAUGGAUGACGAUGAACAUGAUGAUGAUGAUGAUUAUAAUAGUGACAUGUCUGUUGAUGAUGACAAUAAUAAUGAUAAUAAUAAAAACAAUACUGAGAAUGAUAAUAAAACAACCGAAAAAGAUAAUUGUAAUAAUAAAAAGAGAGAAGAGACGGAGGAUGAGAACUUUUAUUCUUUUUCUUUUUCUUACAUAUUUUUAAAUGUAUGUAAGAAAUGUAAUAAUAUAAAUAUAUGUGAUUGUAUAUUAAGAGUAAAGAAUACUGAGAUUCCUAAGGUUAUAAUGAAAGAGUUUAUAGAUCAUAUAAAAGAGAAUUCGAUAGUAUAUUUAAAUUUGAGUGUUCAAACACACAUGCAGAAUGAAAUUUUAAAUAUAUUAAAUUGUUUGGAAUAUUUUUCAAAAAAUUUAAGUGUGCAUUUAAUAUAUUAUUUGAAAGAUAUAACGGAUAUGUUAGGUAUAGACAUUUAUUAUAUAAGGAAAUCUAUAUUUGAGAUUUUUAAAAAUUUUAUAAUUUUAUCUAAGGGUAGUGAAGAAAUGAAACUAAAUAAUGUUAAGGAUUCUGAACAUACAACAAAUGAUAGGAAGAAUGAAAAAAAGGGUAAAAAAUAUUUUAAUAAGAUUACUGCAAAUGAUGAUGAAAGGAAAUAUUCUCUAAAAGGUAAUAGUAGUUAUAAUGAUAGUGAUAAAAAUAUUAAUAAUGAUGAAAAUAUUGAUAGUGAUGAAAGUAUUUAUAGUGAUGAAAGUAUUUAUAGUGAUGAAAAUAGUUGUAGUGAUGAUGAUACUGAUUUUUUUAGUGACGCAAAUGUAAAUGAUAAUUGUUCUAAUAAAAAGGGAGACAAAUCAAAGAAAAAAAAUAAUAAUAAGAGUAAUAUUUCUAAGAAAGAAAUGUCAAAAGAAGAUGGAAAAAAAAAAAAAAAAAAAAAAAAAAAAAAAAAAUAUACGGAUGAUUUAUUAAAAUCAUCUUCUUUACAUAUCAAUGAGAAUAGUAUAAAUACAUAUAAAGAUAUAAUAAAUAAAUUAGUAUUGGAUGAUUUAUAUUUUUUACAAUCAUGUUUUGAGGAAUGCUUAAAGAAGCGAUCUUAUAUAAUGAAUACAUUAAUAUGUAGACAAUAUGAUUCAAAAUUACAUGUGCGUUGUUAUUUGUUGAAAAUAUUUCAUGAAUUAAUUGAGAAUAAUUAUAUUCCUUUAAAUUAUUAUAAUAAUAUAUGUUUGAUAUGUAGUGAGCGAAUAAAUGACAAAUCUCCUUUAGUAAGACAGAGAGCAUUUUCUUUAUUAUCUUGUAUAGCAAAUGAUGUGGUAAAAACGAAAUAUAUGAUACCUUUAGACACGAAUAGAAUAAAUAAGGAUUUAUGUCAUUUGAAUAAAAGAAGGGAUUUAUUAAAUAAGAAUGAGUCUUCAAAGGUUAAUAUAAAUGGAAGUGUUAAUAUAAAGAAAGAGAUGGAUGACGAUAGAAUAAGAAAUAUAAGAAGGAAAAAGAGGAUUAAUUUAUCUGAUAGUGAUGACAGCAACAGUGAUGAUAUGGAUGAAUGUAUUGAAAAUAAGAAGAAUGAUAAUAAUAUACAUAAUAAUAAUAAUAAUAAUAAAAAAAUAAUUUUAGAUGGUUUAAAUCUUAGGUUUGAUUUGAAAAAUAAAAAUGAUAUUAUGAAUGGAGGUGGAUGUUCCGAUUGUAGUUUGAAAGGUGAUAGAGAAAAUGAGGAUGAUAAAAUGAAAUAUGCAAAUCAAUUAGAUCUUUUGAUAAGGAUGUAUACUGAAGUUUUGUUUAUAUCACUGAUUGUUGAUGAAUGUGUUGAUUUAUGUUUUAAGUUGUUAUAUUCUACUAUUGAAACGGAUCAGAAGAGUGCUAUAAGAUUUAUAAUUUUAGCUCAUAUAUGUGGAAAUAAUAAAGCAGGAGAUGAUAUGAAUAAGGUAUGGUCUUUAAUAUUUAGUAAUAAUAAUAUUAUAGUAGAAAUAAUAAUAAAUGAAUUUGUAAAUGUAAAUAUAUCAAGUGAUGAUUAUCGAAUGAGUGCUUUUAGAUUAAUUAAUGUGAUUUUGAAUAGUAAAUUAAAAGAUAUAUCAUGUAUAGAGAAGAUAAUUGAAUGUUUAUUGAUUCAAGAGAAGGGUAGCCCAAUAAGUGUGGGUAAAUUAUUGGAUGAAUUAUUUAACAUUUUAUUUGUUGAUAAAUUUAGUGAUAAUAAGAAUAUGAUAAUAAAAGAGGGUGCAUUGAUACUUAUGAGAAUAUUAUGUUAUUCAAUAUAUAGUGUAAAUAUAAAGAAAGGAAAAAAGGAUCAAUACUUUUUAUUUACAAAUAAGAAGAAGCAUUUGAUAUUAUUAUUUAUAAAUGAGUAUAAGGAUAAUUUGCAUUUUAUGAAUUUAUUGAUAUUAAUAUUAAAGUAUAAUAAGACGAAUAAGAUAAUACAGAGUUUAUUGAUAAUAUUAUUUAAUUUAAUAUUUGACAAGAUGAUUAGUGGUGAUGAUUCAGAGGAUGAUAUAUAUAAAAGAGGAGAGAAAAAAUUGAAUAAUGUAAUGGGCAAUAUAUAUGAUAUGGAUAAUAAUAAGAAUAAUAAAUAUAUAGAAAUGAAUGUUUGUUCUAUGAAUUUAAAUGGAAAUUUAAAAGAAGAGUGUUUAUAUGAAUAUAGAAAUAUGUGGUUUAAAUGUUGUCAAUCUAUAGUUGAAAGUAUGUAUUUUCAUUUUGAUGAUUUUCUUUUAAUAUUUACAACAAAGAUAAAGAAUAUGUUACAUUUUAUGUUGAAUAAUAAUAUGUGUAAAUCUCAAAAUACAUUUUUAAAUAAAGAGAUAAGUAUAGAAAAUAAUAAAAAGGUUUCCUGUUUGACGUUGUCAAAAUUUAUUUUUUUAUGUGGUCAUUUAGGAUUGUAUACAUAUAUAUAUGCUGAAAAGAUUCAGAACAAAUUAAAAAAGAUUGUUUCUAAAAAUGAGAAUAAUUAUGGCAUGUGUACUAGAGAAGAAAAUGAUAGAGAGUAUUUUGAUUAUGUUGUUGAGCAUAUGAUUGUAUGUAAUAAUUUAUUGGGUAAGAAAGUUAUGCCUUUAAUAUUUUUUAUAAUAAAUAAUCCUAAAGAAUUCUUUAAAGAAUGUAUUAUAAAUGAUGAUGAAAUGAAUAAUUCUUAUAAUAAAGAAGAAAUUAUAUCUAAGGAGGAUGAUUCAUUGUAUAUGAACUAUGAGAUAUAUUUAUUGAUACUAGUAUGUUUAUUGACCUUAUGUAAGUUUUCAAUUAUAUCUCAAACGUUUUGUCAAAAGAUUAUGUCUAAUAAUAUGUCUAUAAUUAAGUUGAUCGUUUCUAUAAUAACAGAGGAAGAAAACCAGUUGUUCUUUAGAAAUGGAGAUGUUCAUAAUGGUUCAGAUGAAGUAGAAAAGGAGAAGGAAAAGGAAAAGGAAAAGGAAAAAAAUAUUUUAAGUUUGUGUGAUGAUAUAAAUAAAAGUGAUAAUAUAAAUUAUGAUAAUAUAAAUUAUGAUAAUAUAAAUUAUGAUAAUAUAAAUUAUGAUAAUAUAAAAUGUGAUAAUAUAAAAUAUGAUAAUAUAAAAUAUGAUAAUAUAAAGGGGGAUGAUAACAUGUAUUGUAAUAAUAUGCCACAUUUAAAUUUUAAAUCUGUCAAAUAUGAAAAUUUCAAAGAUUGCAUCAUGUAUAAAACCAUAUCUAAUAUAAGAAAAAUGUUACUUAUUAGUUAUGCAGAUUUAUUAUAUCGUCAUCCAAAUUUGUUAGAGCCAUACAAUAAAUAUAUUUUCAAAGUAUUGAAUGAUGACGAUAUAAAUAUGAGAAGAACAGCUGUAUCGGUGUUUACUCAUUUAUUUAUGACAGAUACUGUUAAGGCAAAGAGUAUAUUACUUAUACACAUGAUGUAUUUAACUAUAGAUAAUGAUGAUAAAAUAUCUAGUGGAUCAAAAUCUUUUUUUUAUGAACUAGAUAGGAAAUCUCCAAUAACACUUGUUAAUAAUAUAUGUGAUAUGAUAUCAGUUCUAGCUCGAAAUGAUAGAAAGUUAGAAUAUGAGAUGAAUAAGAAAAUAUUAUUAUUCUUAUUAACCUUUUUAAAGAAAAGUAAAUAUAAUGAAACGCUGGUCGAAAAAAUUUUUAAAAAAAUGAAAGAAGUAAAUAUUAAUAGAACUGAUGAUUUACAAUUAUAUAUGCAGGUGUUUUUAAAUAUACAUAUUGAUGAAAAAAUAUUAGCAAAAAUAAAUAAAUGCUUUCCUUUGAUACGAUAUAUAAUUCGAGAAAAUGAAUAUGUCCAUGAUAAUUUUGUACUCAUAUGUAAAAAGGCUGCUGAGAAAAAAAGAGGAAGACCAACAGAAGAGGGACAACAACAAAAUAAUACAAAUAGUAGUAAUAAUAAUGAUAAUAAUAAUAGUAAUAAUAAUGAUAAGGUGGAGACUGAAAAAAAUGAGAAUAAAAUGAGAGAGCUAGCUGAGGACCUACUCGGAAAAAUAGAAUCCACGACAAAUAAGACAAGGCACAUGUUUAGUUUUGAAAGUGAGAUAAAGUCGAUUAGCAAUGAGGAGAAAAGGUAA